Messenger RNA from Helicoverpa armigera (cotton bollworm), 1899 nucleotides. RefSeq names its product odorant receptor 49b (gene Or-36). Gene Ontology annotation, molecular function: olfactory receptor activity; odorant binding. The record is from RefSeq and is a predicted model, not a curated record. The transcript is spliced from 5 exons. Lineage: Eukaryota; Metazoa; Arthropoda; Insecta; Lepidoptera; Noctuidae. The coding region runs from base 427 to 1641 and encodes 404 amino acids. Gene Ontology annotation, cellular component: plasma membrane. Gene Ontology annotation, biological process: detection of chemical stimulus involved in sensory perception of smell; sensory perception of smell.
UAUGCAAUAUGAAUUAAAUUUAUUCAGAAAGGAUUACCCAUGAUGGUCUUUUCGUCAAACGGAGCGUUCGUCAUGGCAGGGCGUUGUGGUCGUAUUGUGAUUAGGGGUUGUGCAUAUCAAAAUGAAAGCCCUAUGGAGCGCCACAUUAAUUACUGUGUAUUCCAAUUCCUAACUAAUAUUUUAAAUAACACUAAAAUAAUAAAAAGAAACAAUUUAAUAAAAUAACAUACGUCUUCCAAAGAACCGUUUCGUGUUUCGUACAUUGUAAUUAGGAAAUAUGGAAAUUACAUACGUCGCAAGCUGAAUUCUUAACAAGAAAUCUGAACGGCAAAAGCACCCUGUCAUUAUUCGCUAAUAAAUACAUGUAACAACUGCAUUUCACGUAGAAUUUCUCACGCCAAUUAUAAGAAAUUUUAGUCACAUUUAAUGUCGGGAUUUCAGAUAGUUCAGUUGUUCAAAAUGUCGGCAAAAUUUUCGAUCAUGCAAAUUUUUAAAUUCCUCGAGGAUCCAGCAUAUCCGUCUGUAGGACCUCAUCUAAAACUGCUAGGAUUUACGGGUCUCUGGCAUCCGAACCGCCACACCUUAGUGGGUCGCUUCAAACAUAUUCUCUUCUACAUCACCAUAUCAUUCUUCUUCAGCCAGUACAUCAAAUGCUUCAUCAACUUCAACGCCAGCUCCCUGAAACUGAUUCUUCAGUAUGCUCCAUUUCAUAUGGGCAUCGUCAAAUCCUGUUUCUUUCAGAAGGACUAUAAGACUUGGCAGCAAGUGAUUGACUACAUGUCGUCAGUGGAACUCGCUCAACUGUCCAAAAGUAACAAGGAACAAUACAAAAUAAUCUACGAUUACAUCAAGAGGAAUCGGAAAGUGUCUUACUUUUUUUGGGCUCUCGCUUUCUUCUCCAAUUUUAGUAUUUUCACUGAACCGUACCAAAAGAAUCAGAUAAAUGUUAACGGUACUAGUAUUUAUUUGAACAUUUUUGAUGGCUACACCCCAUUUCAGAAGGAACCUCCUGGCUACUACAUUUCCAUGUUGAUCCAAACUGUGUUAGGUCAUAUUGUCAGCGCCUACGUGGUGGGUUGGGAUACUCUCGUGGUCUCAAUCAUGAUAUUCUUCGCUGGCCAGCUGAAGAUUACCUGCUUGCGUUGUAAGAUGAUGAUAGACGUGACUAAUCCGAUGAAAAGCCAUCUUCGAAUCGCGGAAUGUCAUCGAUUCCACACCACUUUGGUUGAGUACACGCGAAUAUUCAACGCGCUGAUAUCUCCGGUAAUGUUCGUGUAUUUGGUGGUGAUUUCAGUGAACCUCGGCGUUUGUAUUAUACAGAUUGUUGAGAUUGAAAAUGACGUGCCUACACUAGUAUCAAGCAUUCUGUUUGUGAUGGCGUGUUUGAUACAACUGCUGCUCUUCUACUGGUAUGCCAAUGAAGUUACUCAUGGGAGCACCUUUGUGAGCUACAGUACUUUUGAGAGUAAUUGGCCUGAAGCUAAUAACAAGUUGCAAAGGGAAGUGGCUCUGUUAGGUCUGACCACGGAGAAGAUGCUCGUCUUCAAAGCGGGGCCUUUCAAUCAGAUGUCACUGGCCACUUUUAUUGCGAUACUAAGAGCGAGCUACAGCUUCUACACCCUAUUGAAUAGCACAAAUUAAACAAAAAACGAGCACGGUAGAGCGACAGCCAAGUUCGAGCAUCUACCUAACAUUGUAGUAAAAUAGCGUAGUAAAUAAUCGAAAUAGCACUAAAACGUUUCAAUUUAUUUUCUUUCACCGUAAACAAAGUAAAAAAGCAAUAGAAAAAUUCUUAUUAAUUUUUAUUUUCCGGUCAAAAAUAACCUCUCCCGUAAUUCCCUUGUUAUUUGGACCUUCAGUAUUUACGGACAUAACUGAAAUCUUCCCGGCGGAAUUCUG